AAAAAAGAUAAAUUUGCAUAAUUUUCGGAUCAUUUGAUUAGAAUCCGUUGGAUGGAGAACUCCGGCGGAUGCGACGUCCAGUUACCGCGUGACUGGCCUACAUCCAGUCACUGAAUCCCCAUCCGUUGGCAUGCCGAUCUCCUCCCUGUCUGUCCGCUUCUUCUACACUCAUCCCGCCCCUACUGGAACCUGCAACGGGUGACGGCGGAGCCAAAAUCUGCUGCCUUCCCCAUCGCCUCGAACCGGCACCGCAAGGUUUUGCCGAUGAAUAGGUUGUGCCGGCCGCCGCUUUUGGUAGCGAUGGGAGGAGGACCGAGAUGCCACCGUCCGAGUCUUCGCAGCGCUGCCGGUCUCUAUCUCCACCAGAUCCGUUUGGUGUCUCGUGUGGACUAUAUUUUUAUCAUGGCCCACCAUCUGGCCGGCGGGUGUUCGUUCCCCCUUUGCCUGCCACCAAGGGGCAUGACGGGAGGCUUCUACCGGAGGUCCUGUUGUGGUGGUGGUGUUGGUGCGUCGUCCGCGUGAGAGACAGGAGGAAGGUUUACAGGGUGCAGUGGGCACGGUGACAGAGUGAGAAUGCUAAAGAGGCUCGCCCGAUGCCGAGGACUUCCUCAACUGAGACCCAGCCACAAGUAUUGCAGGUGGUUUUGAUGACGUGGGCACGCGCCAGCUAUUCCAAAGUGGCAUUGCCUCCUCUGCUCCGCUUCCUCGCCUCGCGCCAUGGCGGGCAGUGGAGGCCAGGCGCCCCGUCCUCGCUCUGCUUCCAAGUAGUUCCCUCCCGCCCUGUGGCCGCCGCUACGAAGAUGCCCAUGCCACACCACAGACACGGUCAUCGGAGCGGCGGCGAGCCGUCGUCGCAGGGCAGCAGCUGUGAGAGCUGCAACGGCGUGGCGGACCACGCAUAUGUGUCUCAAUCUCGGGCGGAGCCGCUAGUGCACGCUGAAGGAGCUGCAGAUGGCCAAAGCGACAACCCAAUGUUUUACAUGGAGUCAGCAGGGGAAUCCUAAAAAUCGAGUGGAGAGCAAAAAUUCAGAUCAAGUGAACUCUGCUAUUCCAGGACAUGAUCUUGUUAAUCUCUGUAAUAGCACAACGUCAGUAGCUGGACACAUGAGGCCAUGUGGGUAAUUCUUCAUUGACAUACAGACUACAGUAGCUUGCUGCAGAACAAGAACAAAUAUUCAGGCAACGGGAUGCUAGCCCUCAUGCUGUCCACGGCCACUGCAGAGGAAGACCGGGGCAGCGGAGGGAACACCGGCGGAGGCCUCUAGGACUAGGAGCAUGCGGUUGCGGGCACUCGGCAAUGGGGGCACGCAGCGGCCGGAGCACGAGCGGUGCCCGGGCUGCUCGGCUGCUCCGGUGACGAGGGAAGCGAGGCGCGGGGGUGUCAGCGGCGGGCAGAGGCGGCGGCGCCGCAGACAGUGGGAGCCAUUGGCGAGCAGCUCUGUGGACAGAGCGGGCGAGCGGGGCGGCAGCGAUCAGCUGGAAGGGAGAGAAAGCAGAAGAGAUGAUUUAGACAGAGCUAAACCAUCUUUUCGUCCUAGCUGUGCUAAACUACUAUCCACGUCAGCUAAACCACCGGUCAAUACCACUCUAGAUGGGUGGAGGGGGUCAAUUGCACGGUAUAUAAUACUUAGGGGGGUUAAGUACCCCAAACCAAACUUAGGGGGGCUUAGUGUCCUAAACCUGAUAGUUAGGGGGGUGAUGUAGACUUCUUUCUCUGUUCGAGCAUGCACCACUGUUGGAACUUGCCGAGUGAAGAAAUGAUGUCACGGACAGCACGAGAAUGGCUGCUGAAUCUACUAGCCAAACUGAAUGAGACACAACGGCUAAUGGCGCUGAUGGUUCCGUGGAGAUCCUGGCGUGUACGCAACAAAAUUAUUCUUGAUAAACCAGUCAAGGCAUCCCGUAGAUUUUUGUGCAAAUACGUACACAGUGUACUGAUGAUAAAUCACUGUCCAAAAGCUGAUGCUUGCAGAGGAAGUGAGGUGCAAAUGCAGAAGGCAUGUGUGAGACCAGCGUCGGGGAGGUUAAAACUCAACUUCCAUUGAAGCUAUGUCUAAGCGAGAGGAGAACUGCAAGCAGCACAGCAGCGUGCUCGCGGCCGACAGCGACAUGUUCAUUGACAAGGCCAUUGGUCAUUGUAAAAUGAUUAGUAUUGUUGUUGAGAUUUUGCAUUUGGUCAGCGUAGCAAGAGUAGUCAUUAGUGCUGUUGAAAUUGCAAACCAGCAUAAGUAAUGCUCAUAUGUUAAAAUGUAUAUAUACUGAGCAGAUUAGCAAUCUUAAUGUAGCAAAGUGAGCCAAUUAGCAAUGGGGUUGAUCACUAACAAUGUAGCGGAUCAUGUUCGUCAUGGUAUGAGCUAGCACAAUAGCAUCAUUUUUAGGCAAUGGGUGCCAAAAUUCAGGGGAAUUGGUUGGCGGAGUUUUCGUUACGUGUAUGGGUCACCAAAUGAUCUACUAUUAGUUUGCUAGCUUGUGAGUAUAUAUUAUUAGUUGUUUGUAAUGAAAUAAAAAUAAAAUUCUGUUGAAAAAUUGAAUAAGAUAUUGCCGAUUUUCAGAGCAGAGUUACAACUCACAAUAACUUCAGAAAUAAAGUGGAAAAAGACUAUGGCAUACUUACUUUUAAUAUGAUGGUAAAUUGUGUAUAUUGCUUGCUUAUAUGCAUCUUGUAUUUAACUAUUUAUAAUCCAUGCUGAUAUAUUGAAAUGGUUAUCCGUUCCCACUAUCACAGUGGUUAGCUUUCUUUUUUUUGUGUGUGAAAAUGGCUUUUUUUUUUACUUACGUACAUGAGGUUUGCAUCUUGCUUAUUAUUUACACAGGAAUCAUGACCUUAUGUGACCAAGAUUUUUCUACGAGAGCUUGAGAGGCAAGUGUGUUCCUGUAAACUACUCUAUUGGCUGGCCAAAUAAUGCAUACUUCUCCAGGACCUUCAUGCCAUGGGAAAGCAGCAACCUAAUCCAAGCUUCAACAUUAUAUACUAAUUGACUUGAAGUCACAAAGGAAGAUUAAAAUUCCCUGGUUAGUCAUGAUUAUUUUUUGAUUAUGUGUACCACAAUAUUAAUUACCUACACUAUGAUGAUAUGUCUGGACCAUACAAGCAACCUACUCUCAGUGAUAAAGGAGGAUUUGAGAUAUGCCCAAGGGAAAGAAUUGUCUCAAUUUUAUAUCACAUGUUCUCUUCCUACGAAAGAAAUUUUUGUUAGUUCAAAAAAUAUUCUAAUUCAUCGUUGAGCACCAGAGAAUUCAUAUGAAUUUUUAGAGAUAAAGCCAAAAAGAGAUCGCAUUUGUGCUGUCAGCCAUUGAUUAGAGGCUUGGGCUAUGAAAUGGACAAUAUUACAGAGAUCGAUCUUGUGUCUCACGAUUUUCCUCACUAUGUUUACAAGGUUACCACAUUCGAAAGUAGUGCUUAAUAAUAUUAAUGGCACCACUUACCUUGCAAGUACAUUGAGAAACGAGACUGCAAGUACAUAUGCAGUGCUUUCUGGUUGCUUUUUCCUGAAUGUCUACUCUUCUAAGGCCAUGCAUAUGUCAUUGUCAUAUUGACCAGUAAUUUGCAUGUUGUCACGAUUGCUGUUAAAGGUCGUCGAGCACCAAAGUGAACUUUACAGCUCACUGAUAAAGUUUUAGGCUGCUUUUCGUAUGGUCAACAUGUCCUCCAAAUUUGGUGUGGAUGCUGACAAUUCCGAUUAUGUGUGUCGUUCAUCCUAGGAGACAUCUAUAAUAGAUCUUUGGAGCAAGAACACUGAUGUCCUCAAUGAUGGUAUACUAAUAGAAGUUAGUGCAAAAGAGGUUGAGAUUGCCCUGGUUUCAGGCUGCACAUGCACAAAAUAGGACUGUAAGUCCCUAGGAUAUCGGUUUAUUUACUGGAUUUCUUUCCUCUUAACGGUGUGACCUUCAUGUUGACAUUUUCUCGAGUAUUUUGUUCCAAUGGUGCUAAGCCUCUCAGAAAGCUAUGGGUCUCAAUUCUGCAUCAACACAAAAAUUCCGGAGAUUAUUGCUCUGUGCGACAGGUGAUCAUUUUUCCAUCUGGUGUGCCAUGCAUAUGUGCUCUACAUAUUAAUCUAACGAAGUUGUUGUAUAGUGGCCACAUGACUCUUUGCAUUGUGUUAAUUGGUGAAGUAGAUAAGAGUUAGAGUGAGAUUGAAAUGAUCACAGUAGUAGAGCUCUCCACUAUGAACGCACAUAUAACCUUGAUAUCCAUU
Molecule: messenger RNA, 4196 nt
Organism: Lolium perenne
Lineage: Eukaryota; Viridiplantae; Streptophyta; Magnoliopsida; Poales; Poaceae
Source: RefSeq, a predicted model, not a curated record